Messenger RNA from Stegodyphus dumicola, 4189 nucleotides. Its product is annotated as trithorax group protein osa-like. The record is from RefSeq and is a predicted model, not a curated record. Gene Ontology annotation, molecular function: DNA binding; nucleosome binding. Gene Ontology annotation, cellular component: nucleoplasm; SWI/SNF complex; brahma complex. Gene Ontology annotation, biological process: positive regulation of DNA-templated transcription; chromatin remodeling; regulation of transcription by RNA polymerase II. Lineage: Eukaryota; Metazoa; Arthropoda; Arachnida; Araneae; Eresidae.
UGCUCUUUUAGGUAUAUGGAUAUUUUUUGUACUCUUUAUCAAGUGUUAUUGAUUUUUCAUUCAAAUUUUAAUAUAAUUAAUAUUUUUGAAAAUAGUAGGUAUGAACAGGCAACUGCACCUCAGAGCCCUAUGAUUAGGCCUCCUGCACCAUCCAGUUCUGUGAUAGGUCCAUCCCCACAGCAGGAUCCUACACCAUACCAGUCACAUCGUUAUCCUAGCCAACCAAUGGCUACAAGAGAAAACAUACCUCCACAGCAGAUUGGUUCAUACCAAGGACGUCCUCCUGUAGGUCCUUCUCAAUAUCCUGGUCCUAAUACUCAAACAUCUGGUCAAUCUCCUUACCCUGCAGCUCAGCCUGAAUCUUACAGAAACCCUGAAUUUCAGCCUCAGAUGUCACGUUUGCAGUCGACUCUUAUUCAGAGGCUUCUACCUAAGAACCAAACAACUCAAAAUUAUCCUUCAUCUCAGCAAGCUAUGUAUGGUCAGAAUAUGCCACCUCCAAAUAAAGUAGCUCCACCUAGUAGUAUACCUGGAAAUUUAUAUCAACGUGAUAUGUAUGGUAUGGGCCCUAAGCGUCAUGGGGAUUACUCUAAAACGCAUGGUCCAGUUCAAGAUCAGUAUCAUAUGGGCAAUUACCCUCAACAGCAAUCUCAGGGACCAUAUACAGAUCGUAGUCAGUACCCAUACCGUCCCUCUCAUAGUGUUCCCCCACCCACACCUGGUGGGCCUCCUCAACAAGGAUGGCCACGAGAUAACCGGCAAUACUCAUCUGGGCAAAAUCAAUAUCCACCUAACCAGAGAGAGAAUUGGGAGAUCUCAAGGCAUGGAGAAAAUGCACCUCAGCCAGGAGGCCCUGGUUGGUCUAGAUAUGGUGGUCCACAGUCAGAGCCAUAUCCUCAUCAUAUGGGUCCAUCAAUGGGGCCGAAAAUGAUCAAUCGUGGCUAUGUUACCCCAAAUAAAAUGGCUCCUCAUAGUGGAGUUGGACCCCCACCUCAAUAUUCUACACCUUCUCAAAGAAAGGAAGUUAUUUUCCCUCCUGAUGCUGUUGAAGCUGUAACACCCCUAAUCACCAAACGGCGCAGGCUUCUUGCUAAAGACAUUAUUCCAAUUGAUGCUUGGAGAAUUAUGAUGGCCCUGAAAUCUGGACUUUUAGGGGAGAGUACGUGGGCUUUGGAUGUGCUAACUAUUCUAGUUCAUGAUGAUGCUACCGUCCUAUAUUUUGGACUUAGUCAUCUUCCAGGGCUAUUAGAAGUUCUGAUGGAUCACUACAGAAGAUGUCUUAACCUUAUAUUUGAUUUAGUGGGAGAUUUAGAAGUAGGUUUUAUGCAAGGUUUUGCUGAUGGAGCAACCAAAGAGCGCAGCAAAAAGUGGUAUGAACUCGAUUGUGAUCUGCCAGAGUCUGAUUCCACAGGAAUAUCUACUUCAGAUACUUUAAGUGAUGAUAAAACAAUGCUUCUAGACUCUGUUAACUAUACCUAUAAAACACGGUGUAAAAAGUUAGUGAGGACUCAAGAGGAAGAAGCAUUGUUUCUUUUUGAUCCCGAUAAAAAGUGGGAUGUACACGAGGGCUUCAUCAGUGGCAGCAGCCAUUGGCAACAUGGUGGGGGAGAAUAUACAGGCUAUAUACAAACGCAUUUCGAGAACACUGAAAGACGUGUUCGCUUUGUUAGAGUCAUGAAGAGCUCUGUAAAAAAUAAAUCCAAAGACUGUGAAGCAAUUACUGCUAUACAGAAAGACUCAAAGAAGCUUAAAGACAAUAUUAACUGUUGUAAAAAAGAAUCUAUCGAAGAAGAAGAUACUGAAGAGGAAGAAAGUAAUGUAACUCCUGUAAAUUCACCAAAACCCUGUACUAAUGAGAAUAAUUCUGAAACAAAAGUGCAGAAAAGUGUAGAAUCUAAACUUAAAGAAAGUGAGAAAGAUGCAAUGAUUGUAGAUAGUGAUUCUUUGUCAAAUAAACCAAUUGAAAACUGUGAUGGACUGCCAACAAAAGAAAGUGAAAAUCUGAACUCAAAUAUAAAUUUAAAAAGUGAGACCGAAGUUAAUCAAGAAAAACCAGUUGAGGAGGAGCCUAAAAGUGAUUUUCCUAAGAUACGACCUGUUUCGCCAACUCGUAAACGUCGAGCCGUAGAAGAUCUAGAAGACGAGUCGUAUAAUAGAGAUGAACCUUCCUUGUGUACUACCAGUGAUGCUCAAGAUUCUUUAGCUCGCCGGUGCAUUUCAGUAUCGUCCAUUCUAAGGAACCUCUCUUUUGUGCCUGGAAAUGACACUGAAAUGUCUAAGCAUGCCGGUUUCUUACUUGUAAUGGGAAGACUACUUCUUUUGCAUCAUGUGCAUUCUCCUCGUAAACCACCCCAACGUCAUUACGACCGUGAAGAAGAAAGUGAAAACUCUUCAGUUGCAGAUUCUUGCAGCAGCUUAAAUAGUGAACAUGAGUGGUGGUGGGAUAUGUUGCACAUCAUACGAGAAAACACUUUAGUCACUCUAGCAAACAUUGCUGGUCAACUUGACUUGGCUCCUUUUCCUGAAGAGAUUAGCUUCCCAAUACUUGAUGGUCUAAUGCACUGGGUCACUUGUCCUUCCUCAUAUGCCCAAGAUCCACUCCCAACCCAGCCAUCACACUCCGUCCUUUCACCACAGCGUCUCUCUCUUGAAGCUCUGAGCAAGUUAUCUGUUCUCGAAAGUAAUGUUGACUUAAUGAUGGCUACACCACCUUGGGAAAGAAUUGAUCGGUUUUUCUCCCUCCUUUCUAAAUGGUUAAGUAGAAAUGAAGAUCAAGUAUUACGAGAGUUUUCUGUUGUUUUAUUAUCCAAUUUGUCCCAAGCAGAUAGUAGUAUGGCAAGAGCCAUAGCCCUGCAAGGUACCUGCAUACCUCUUUUAAUAACGUUUGUGGAACAAGCAGAACAAAGUGCUUUGCAGGUCGCUAACGCACAGGGAAUCAAUGCUCUCAGGGAAAAUCCUGAGCUUAUGGGUACUACUUUGGACAUGGUUCGGCGUGCUGCUGGCACUCUCCGUUGUUUAGCUCGUGUUCCGAGCAAUAGAACUUUGUUUUUACAACAUCAACAAAGAUUACUGGCUCUUGUAAUGUCCCAGAUCCUCGAUCAAGGAGUAGCAUCUAUUAUUGCAGAUGUUCUGUUCGAGUGUUCUCAAGAAUAUUCCGAUGAUGCACCUAGUUUAACGAAUGGUGAAAAAGUGUUAUCUCCUACAGCUGCAGAGACAGCAACAUAGUAACUAGCAUUAAGUUUUACAUUGCAUACAUUUUUAAUUAUAUGGAGAUAUCUCCUGCCAAUAGAAAUCCACCUGCAAGUUGGUCACACUCCAAGCAGACAUGCAAACAGUGUUUUGCAAAAAAUACAGAUGCCUUCUGACCAGCAACAGAGCAUGUUUUGUGAAUUUUACAUCUUGUUCUAGAGCCUUGCUUGGAAACUACAGCAGUGCAUCAUUGUCAAUAUUUAUUCAAAAAUUGAGCAGGAUUAUGUCUGUGUUUGUGUUAUGUCAUGUUCAGGUUCAUUAGGUUAUUUAGAGUCUCAUGCCAGAUACCUGCAAUUGCAGAGACUCGGAACUAGCUGGCACAAUGUCAUUCAUUGUAUACAGUCACGUAAGGAAGUUUCUUAUUAGUGAUUUAAAAAAUGUGUACGUAUGCUUGUGAAUGUUCAUCUUUGUACAGCUGCUACACAAUGCAUCAGCAAAGAAAAACUUUGUAGAUAUAUCACUGUAAUUUUAAUCCCCAUUACCUCAUGGUGGGUACAUCACUUGUGUUAUAUUAGGUAAAGACUAGUGAUCGAUUAUCCUUGUUUUCCACCCAAAAAGGACCUAAAUUUAGGAAGUGAAUGGCCAGCUUCGCAUGCUCGGUAAUUGUACAGCAUAGACAAAGCACAAGUAAUAAAAACCCUUGUCAAGAAAAUCCAUGGACGAGCCCAUGUUGUGACUUUUCAUCUUGAAUCUUUAUUACUGAAAAGCACUUUAGAACUCAAAUUUAUUAUAUUACAGCUGUUGGAACAGAUUUUCGGGUAACUUGUUCCAGAUACUGGCCAGUUCGCCUAGAUUGUUUUCAGCUGAUCUGAAACUGUUUAUAAGGGUUACAGUCCAGGAUUUCUGUCAGCUCUUUGAUAUUGGUAUAUUUAAGAGUGCAAGAGCUUUAUACUAUGUAUAUGUCUGAUGAUCAUCAUUGAAUAAAUGUACAGAAAAACUG